CCUGAAGUUUCAUGCAAACCGAACCAAAAUCCCGCUCCCUUUGAAAGCCGGAAUACCCAUUUCUGCGAACAAGACAAGGUUUUUGCAACGAUCCCACAUUGGCUGAAUACUCGGUCGCACUAUCACAGCUUCAUGUCUCCAGCCUAUAUUUGUGCGUCGCUGUGUUCAAUCACACCUUGAAACAAACCGCCGAAGUGUCAAAUUCAUUGCUCUAGACAUGGACUUGUACAUCCGUCCAUUGACAAUCGAUGAUCUUGAUCGGUGCGAAACAGUGGAGGCCGCAGCCUUCCCCCCCGCCGAAGCAGCGACCCGCGAAAAGAUCGAAUAUCGACUGACGGUAUGCCCCGAACUCUGCUUGGGAUUAUUUGCCCGUGAGGGCAAAAGCAGCCAAGGCAGGGUUAUUCGACAAGGGACCACGCUGGCCUACAAUCCGUCCGACACCUCGAACGGUAAUGACCUUAUCGCGCACACGAUUUCCACCAAGUCGAUCUCUUCUGUUGUGACAGACGCGGACAUGGCCGUCCCACAUUCAUGGAAGACAGACCCAACCGCCACAUACGACGUUGGGCACCAAUCAGAAGGCAAAACUAUCACUUUGCAUUCACUAGCUGUCUCUCCCAACUCGCAGAAAUCAGGUUACGGCAAAACGCUUAUGGCAUACUACAUCAAGCACAUGAUACAGGCGGCACAGACAGAGAGAAUUUCUAUUCUCACCUAUGACAGGCUGGUUUCGUACUAUGAGAAGCUGGGGUUUACACACCAUGGCAAGAGCCAAUCCGAGUAUGCUGGAGUGGCGUGGCACGAUUUGUCAUACGAGUUCAAUACUGCCUGAGCAUGCGUUUAAAGAAAUCCUAAGGGAUUUAGCAGGCUUCAAAAUCUAACGUACAUCCAAAUUCCUCCUUGGCAGCUGGGCUAUACUUCGGGUUUC
Messenger RNA from Colletotrichum phormii, 928 nucleotides. RefSeq names its product acetyltransferase. The transcript is spliced from 4 exons. Gene Ontology annotation, molecular function: aralkylamine N-acetyltransferase activity. The coding region runs from base 218 to 832 and encodes 204 amino acids. The record is from RefSeq and is a predicted model, not a curated record. NCBI's taxonomy places the organism in Eukaryota, Fungi, Ascomycota, Sordariomycetes, Glomerellales, Glomerellaceae. Gene Ontology annotation, cellular component: cytoplasm.